AUGAACAGCCCUCCAAAGCAAAAAUCAAUCAGUAACCACAACUUCGCUCAGGACCUAAAACAGCUCAAAUCCUCCAUCCUCUCCCACCUCUGCUCCAAUUCUCCUUCCCAAAAUUCCUCCAACGAAAAAUACGUCAACGCCGCUAUCACAAAACUACUCAAGCCAAAUUCUCAAAAACCGGAAGCCACAUUUGAAGAGAUGGAUAAGGAAGAAUAUAAGGAAGAAUUUGUGAAGAAAGCAGUAGCUAUAGCUGAGACUUUGAAAAGUAAAGGGAAUGCUAAGAAGAAAAGUGUGAAGGAGAGGGAUAGAGUGAAGAGAGAAAGGAAACAUAUGAGUCCAGAUUUGAACCAUUUUCCGAUUGAGAAUAUGAAGUAUGGACAGUUACCGAACAUUACUAAGGGGAAUAGUGCUAGUAUUGAGCAUUUUGUUAAUAAGGAUCUGCGUUCUCCGAAGUUUAUGAAGACACCUCAGAAAAUUAAACAUGGUUUAAAUAUGUCUUCAAGAGAUAAGAAGAACAGAUAUGGUCGGCUGAGAAGGAUACAGAACUUAUCAAUGGAUGCUGGAGAAAUCCAAAACCAUAAGAACCUUCAAAUAGGCUCUUUAGAUACUAAAUUACCCUUCUUAUCUGGCCAAGGGAGCUUGAAGACUCCUAAAGGAACAAUGUAUGAUAGGUUACUUAAAAGCGGGAAUAACAUCAAGAAGACCAAGCCUAAGAGAAAUCCAUUGUCCACUUCAAGCUCAGUAGAUCCAGGAUUAUCAUUCGGCAGAAGUGAUAUCAACGUUUCAACGAUGAAAAACUAUGUUGCUAAGAAGAUGAAUGAACAAGUCAAACUUCUAAACAAGUUGGAUAAAAAGAGACUCAAAGAAAAAUAAAGAAGUCAACAAACAAAAUGCGGAUGAAAUCCUUGCUCAACAGCUCUCUAAUCGUCACCAGAGAGCGCUUAGCGAUCGGACGAAGAUGGCAGAGGAGAAGUUCGCAUUAGAGAGUAAUAUAGCUCACUUAACCAAAAUGGAGCAGAGAUAUAAGAACAUAUUUAAUAAGAUCGAGAACAAACAUUCUGCGAUACAGUCCUUAUACAACAGUUUGGGAAGAGGGAAAAAUAACUUAGCAAACAGUGAAAGGGAUAAGGACAAAAUGAUCGAGGAAUUCACAGACAAGCAGAUCCAGCAGUACCAGGUUAAGGCUCUGAAGGAAGAGGAGGAGCUAAGAGGAAGGAAAAAUAAGAUGCUUAAGGAAAUGAUGAGAAUGAACCAGAGUGAAAUCAAGAGAAAGAUAGGCCAUAAGAUUGGAGAUGAUGAGGAUCGUAGCACCAAACUUAGUUUCAUGAUGAUGCUUGCCAGAGGAGACAUUCCAGAGUAAUAUUUUGCUGUGAUAACUA
Moneuplotes crassus is the source of this 1379-nucleotide messenger RNA. The record is from the annotation of a GenBank genome assembly. Lineage: Eukaryota; Ciliophora; Spirotrichea; Euplotida; Euplotidae.